GGUCAGGGUAAGUGCGGGUCGGCGCUCCUUUUUCUCUCUCCAGCCUCUCAAACUGGGUGCAAACAUAAAAAAAAAGAAAAGAAUUGACCAAAAUGCACAUCAGGAGUGGUCCUUUUUCUUUUUUCUUGCGUCAUAUAAACGGUGGCAUCAUGUUGAGAGCUGGGGAGAGGCACGCAGAUAGAAUGGCCUGUGUGCAUUUUGAUCUGUGGGGCCGGUCCUGCUUUCUGGGGGUUCGUGGGUGUGCGUCUGGUCCGGUCUCCCCCCCCCCCUCCCCUCCUCCCUCUCCACUGCACCGAAUUCUCCCCCCUCCGUGUGUCUCUGUGUCCACUCAGACCUGCAUGUGUGAUACUCUGUAACUCUGCCACGCACACACACGAGAAAAGAACAACAAAAAUCCCUCCGCGACAGUCCAGCUCUGAACUAACUAUCUCAACUGAAUUAGGUCACCGGGCCACCUGGGACGGCCGGCGUGAGCCAUGGGGACGACUUUUAGGCGCGACGCCCACCGCAGCGGGAACUUGUUCUCGCUCUCCUCCACCAGCAAGCUGAGGGGGACGUGAAGUCCUAACAGAGGCUGCGCCAUGACGACUGUCGAAACCCAUAUGACAUACAGCAACUCCUACACGAUCAACCAGGAGGAGGUGUACAUGACCCAGGAGGACGACUGGGACCGGGACCUGUUGCUGGACCCUGCCUGGGAGAAGCAGCAGAGAAAGACCUUCACAGCUUGGUGUAACUCCCACUUGAGGAAGGCCGGGACACAGAUCGAGAACAUUGAAGAUGAUUUUAGAAAUGGCCUCAAACUCAUGCUGCUGCUGGAGGUCAUAUCAGGUGAGAGGCUGCCCAAACCCGACAAAGGCAAGAUGCGUUUCCACAAGAUCGCCAACGUGAACAAAGCUCUGGACUUCAUCUGCAGCAAAGGGGUGAAGCUGGUGUCCAUCGGCGCCGAGGAAAUCGUCGACGGUAACGGGAAGAUGACCCUCGGUAUGAUCUGGACCAUCAUCCUGCGCUUCGCCAUCCAGGACAUCUCUGUGGAAGAGACCUCUGCUAAGGAGGGCCUGCUGCUGUGGUGCCAGAGGAAGACCGCCCCCUACAGGAACGUCAACGUGCAGAACUUCCACAUCAGUUGGAAGGACGGCCUGGCUCUGUGCGCCCUGAUCCACAGACACAGACCGGACCUCAUUGACUACUCCAAACUGAGAAAGGACGACCCCAUCGGUAACCUGAACACGGCGUUCGAAGUGGCCGAGAAGUUCCUGGACAUCCCCAAGAUGCUCGACGCCGAAGAUAUUGUGAACACACCCAAACCGGAUGAGAAGGCCAUCAUGACCUACGUGUCCUGCUUCUACCACGCGUUUGCUGGCGCUGAGCAGGCGGAGACGGCCGCCAACCGUAUCUGCAAAGUUCUGGCCGUGAACCAGGAGAACGAGAAGCUCAUGGAGGAGUACGAGAAGCUGGCCAGCGAGCUGCUGGAGUGGAUCCGCCGCACCAUCCCCUGGCUGGAGAACCGCACGGCGGAGCAGACCAUGCGCUCCAUGCAGCAGAAGCUGGAGGACUUCCGGGACUACCGGCGCAUCCACAAGCCGCCCCGCGUGCAGGAGAAGUGCCAGCUGGAGAUCAACUUCAACACCCUGCAGACCAAGCUGAGGCUGAGCAACCGGCCCGCCUUCAUGCCCUCCGAGGGCAAGAUGGUGUCGGACAUUGCCAACGCCUGGAAGGGCCUGGAGCAGGUGGAGAAGGGCUACGAGGAGUGGCUGCUGACGGAGAUCCGCCGCCUGGAGAGACUCGACCACCUGGCCGAGAAGUUCAAGCAGAAGUGCUCCAUGCACGAGUCCUGGACUGGAGGUAAGGAGGACCUGCUCUCCCAGAAGGACUACGAGUCGGCCUCCCUGAUGGAGAUCCGAGCCCUGAUGAGGAAGCACGAGGCCUUCGAGAGCGACCUCGCCGCUCACCAGGACCGAGUGGAGCAGAUCGCCGCCAUCGCCCAGGAGCUGAACGAGCUGGACUACCACGAUGCCGCCACCGUCAACGGCCGCUGCCAGGGCAUCUGCGACCAGUGGGACAACCUGGGCACCCUCACCCAGAAGAGGAGGGACGCCCUGGAGCGCGUGGAGAAGCUGUGGGAGACCAUCGACCAGCUGUACCUGGAGUUCGCCAAGAGGGCGGCGCCCUUCAACAACUGGAUGGACGGAGCCAUGGAGGACCUGCAGGACAUGUUCAUCGUCCACAGCAUCGAGGAGAUCCAGAGUCUGAUCACCGCCCACGACCAGUUCAAGGCCACCCUGCCCGAGGCCGACAAGGAGCGCAUGGCCACCAUGGGCAUCCACAACGAGAUCCUGAAGAUCGCCCAGACCUACGGCAUCAAGCUGUCCGGGAUCAACCCGUACACCACCCUCUCCCCGCAGGACAUCAGCACCAAGUGGGACACUGUGAAGCACCUGGUUCCCCUCAGAGACCAAAUGCUCCAGGAGGAGGUGGCCAGACAGCAAGCCAACGAGAGACUGAGGCGCCAGUUCGCCGCCCAGGCCAACAUCAUCGGGCCCUGGAUCCAAACCAAGAUGGAGGAGAUCGGCCACGUGUCCGUGGACAUCGCCGGCUCCCUGGAGGAACAGAUGAACAGCCUGAAGCAGUACGAGCAGAACAUCAUCAACUACAAAUCCAACAUCGACAAGCUGGAGGGAGACCACCAGCUCAGCCAGGAGUCCCUCAUCUUCGACAACAAGCACACCAACUACACCAUGGAGCACGUGCGCGUGGGCUGGGAGCAGCUGCUCACCACCAUCGCCAGAACCAUCAACGAGGUGGAGAACCAGAUCCUGACCCGCGACGCCAAGGGCAUCAGCCAGGAGCAGCUCAACGAGUUCAGGGCCUCCUUCAACCACUUCGACAGGAAGAGAAACGGCAUGAUGGAUCCGGACGACUUCCGCGCCUGCCUCAUCUCCAUGGGUUACGAUCUGGGCGAGGUGGAGUUCGCCCGCAUCAUGACCCUGGUUGACCCCAACAACACGGGCGUCGUGACCUUCCAGGCCUUCAUCGACUUCAUGACCCGCGAGACGGCCGAGACCGACACGGCGGAACAGGUCAUGGCCUCCUUCAAGAUCCUGGCCUCGGACAAGAGUUACAUCACGGUGGAGGAGCUGCGCAGGGAGCUGCCGCCCGAGCAGGCCGAGUACUGCAUCAGCCGCAUGACCAGGUACAUCGGAUCCGACGGCACCACCGGCGCCCUGGACUACAUCUCGUUCUCCAGCGCCCUCUACGGGGAGAGCGACUUAUAA
Molecule: messenger RNA, 3275 nt
Organism: Cyclopterus lumpus (lumpfish)
Lineage: Eukaryota; Metazoa; Chordata; Actinopteri; Perciformes; Cyclopteridae
Gene: actn3b
Product: actinin alpha 3b
Exons: 22
Coding region: 582-3275 (897 amino acids)
Biological process (GO): muscle cell development; actin cytoskeleton organization
Cellular component (GO): cell junction; cell projection; Z disc
Molecular function (GO): actin filament binding; calcium ion binding
Source: RefSeq, a predicted model, not a curated record